GGCGCGGAGGGGCUGGGGCGCGUCGGGGGCCGCGGGGCUGCGGGUUCGAGGCCCGGCCGAGAUUCCGAGCUCGGGGCGUCCCCGGCCGGCGCCCCCGACACGCGGGCUGACUCUCCAGCGGGGGUCCCGGGGACGCGAGGCUCCAUGUCCCGCCGGCUGCUGACCCGGGGCGACCCGCCGGCGUCCGCGCUGUCCAGAGGAGGACCCAGAGCCCCGCGCCCGCGGGUGCCCAAGUGAGGCCCGAGUUGCCAGCCCCUGGGAGCUGAGACCUGCAGAAGGGGGAGCCGGGGCCGGACCCCGUUGGGCGCACAUGGCCAGGUACCUGCAGCAGGUGCCGAGUUUGCUCGGGCUCCUGCUCACGAUGGCGGAGACGGUGUCCGGGACCAGCGGUCCGCCGCCGCCAGGGUCCCUGCAGUUCCUGCCCACCAGGGAGAGCCGGAUCCCCAUGGGAGAUUGCCGGGGGGUGUGUGACCUGAACGCGUCGGCUCGCUGCGUCUUCGUGCGCACCAACCCGGACUGCCACAGCCCCGGCGGCUACCUGGACUACCUGGCCGGCAUCUUCUGCCACUUUCCCGCACACCUGCUGCCUCUGGCCAUCGUCCUUUACGCCCUCUGGCUGCUCUACCUGUUCCUGAUUCUUGGGGUCACCGCGGCCAAGUUCUUCUGCCCGAACUUGUCAGCCAUCUGCACCAGCCUCAAGCUGUCCCACAAUGUGGCAGGCGUCACCUUCCUGGCCUUCGGCAACGGGGCCCCCGAUAUCUUCAGCGCGCUGGUGGCCUUCUCGGACCCGCGCACGGCUGGCCUGGCUGUGGGGGCGCUGUUCGGCGCCGGCGUGCUGGUCACCACGGUGGUGGCAGGGGGCAUCGCCAUCCUGCGCCCCUUCACGGCCGCCUCCAGGCCCUUCCUCCGAGACGUCUCCUUCUACCUGGUGGCCACGUUCCUGACCUUCACCGCGUGCUACCUGGGCAAGGUCACGCUGGUCUGGGCCCUGGUCUGCCUGGGCCUGUAUGCCUUCUACGUGGUCACCGUGGUUCUCUGCACCUGGGCCUAUCGCUGGCAGCGGCGGCGAGCGCUGGCCUGCUCCAUACCCGGGACCCCAGCAGAGCUGCCGUCCGACUCCGAGGAGGACCCAAUGUCCUCCAGCACCUACAGCUCCGACUACUGUGGGGAGGAGUUCCGGCCGAUGCUGUUCUACCAGGAGCCCACGGCACGCAUCCUGGCCCGCGGCCUCAGCCCCCUGGACAGCAGGACGUGGAGGGCCAAGUCCACCACCUGGAGGGUCCUCAAGGUGCUCAAGCUGCCCGUGGAGUUCCUGCUUCUCCUCACUGUCCCCGUGGUGGACCCCGACAAGGAUGACCGGAACUGGAAGCGGCCCCUCAACUGCCUGCACCUACUCCUCAGCCCCUUGGUCGUGGUCCUCACCUUGCACUCAGGGACCUAUGGCGUCUACGAGAUCGGGGGCCUCCUGCCUGUCUGGGCCGUGGUGGUGGUCGCAGGCACAGGCUUGGCUACAGUGACCUUCUUCGCCACAUCCAACAGUGAACCCCCCCGGCUCCACUUGCUCUGGGCCUUCCUCGGCUUCCUGACCAGCGCGCUGUGGAUCAACACGGCCGCCACCGAGGUGGUGAACAUCUUGCGGUCCCUGGGCGUGGUCUUCCGGCUGAGCAACACUGUCCUGGGCCUCACCCUGCUGGCCUGGGGCAACAGCAUCGGAGACGUCUUCUCGGACUUCACGCUGGCGCGCCAGGGCUACCCGCGGAUGGCCUUCUCCGCCUGCUUCGGCGGCAUCAUCUUCAACAUGCUGGUGGGCGUGGGCCUGGGCUGUCUGCUGCAGCUGUCCAGGGGCAUCCCGGAGGUGAAGCUGGAGCCCGAAGGCCUGCUGGUGUGGGUGCUGGCAGGCGCCCUGGGGCUCAGCCUCGUCUGCUCCCUGGUGGCCGUGCCCCUGCGCCACUUCCAGCUGGGCCGCGCCCACGGCUGCUGCAUGCUGCUCUUCUACCUGGGCUUCCUGCUGGUGGCGCUGCUCACCGAGUUCGGGGUGAUUCGCCCGCGGAGCGUGUGAGCGCCGCCCUGCUGGCCGGGAGGUAUCGCUGCGGGCAGCGAAGGCCGGGUCCUUCCCAGGGUGGCCAAGAUCCCCCGAGGGUGCGGGUGCGGGGCUGGCCCCCUGGUGCUCCCGCGGCCACCUACCAGCUGCAUCUUUACCUUGGGCCCUGAGUGACCACCAGCCCCUGGACUUGGACCAAAUGUUUGGAGUCUUGGCUGCCCCGGGAGACAGCAGGACUGCAGCUCUGGACACGUGCGGCGGGAACCUUCCCACUGGGACCUUGGAAUUAAUGCAACGGAUUCUUGCACUGUUGCACGCUGGCCCGUGGCGUGGCCGCGGCUGCCCCCCGCUGCAGACACCUCUCCCUGGACCUGGCUCCCAGCCGCCAGCAGGAGCCCGUCUCUGUGCCUACCUCAGGGGAGCCCGGGCUGGGGGGUCCCGGGCCCUGCCCGCCAGCGCCACCCCCUCCCGGCAGCCUCCGCUGCUCGCUGCCUUGGGCCGCACCUGCCUCUUCUCCAGUGCCAAGUGAGGAAAUGCUGCAAGCACCCGGAUCGCGCCUGCUCCCUGCUCUCCCGGCACCCUGGGGUCCCUGGCCCCCUCCCCAGCCGGAAUCAAGAGGCGCAGCCUGUACAAAGCUGAGGCGCCUUUAUUCACGUGCCGGAGUCGCGCCGACGCCGGGUCUCCUGGGUAACAAAUCGCCAACGUACAAACCGAAAUGCG
Sorex fumeus (smoky shrew) is the source of this 2761-nucleotide messenger RNA. RefSeq names its product solute carrier family 8 member B1 (gene SLC8B1). NCBI's taxonomy places the organism in Eukaryota, Metazoa, Chordata, Mammalia, Eulipotyphla, Soricidae. Gene Ontology annotation, molecular function: calcium:sodium antiporter activity. The record is from RefSeq and is a predicted model, not a curated record. Gene Ontology annotation, biological process: calcium export from the mitochondrion; intracellular calcium ion homeostasis. The transcript has 17 exons. Gene Ontology annotation, cellular component: membrane. The coding region runs from base 311 to 2059 and encodes 582 amino acids.